GACUUCACCUUCUAACAUAAUUUAUUAACACAAAACCUUAGCUAGCGCUAGCUAGCAAACUGUACGAGUCAAGCUAUAAGAUUAGUUGCAAUUAAGGACGCAAAGAGACAAGCCCAAGCAUCAGUGCAGUAUCGUGUAUAAAGUCCAAGGCAGUUGACUUAUGGAAAGAACCCUUCGUUGUACAAAUUAUCGACAUCUCGCACUAUGAUGGCAGCUCAGAACCCUCCCAAUUCCUUCAUGCACUUUAAGCGAAAAACACACACUACAGACCCCCUUGUUCUCAACUCUCUAUCAACUACUGUGACGUUUGCAAUGCCUGCAGCUGCUGAGGCAUUGGAGUUAUCAUCAAGAAGUGCUCCCUCCAGCCCUGUCAAGAAUGAAAAGAAAAGAAAAGGUUUUCUGAAACAUCUCACUAGGCCCAAAAGUCCCACUUCUCCAAGAUCCCAUCCUAACUCUGACCCAGAGAGAUCUCCCAGUCCAAACCCACGCCCAAAAUGGCUUGUUUUCAAGAACCACAAAAGAAAGAAGUCCAAGGACUCCAAGGAUGCCAAUGGUGGACGGGCGACUCCUGUUGGAGAUGGAAGUCACGACGACUUGUCUAGAACUCUUGAACCUGUAGCCACACCAGUGUACGACCUACCCGGGCAAACACCGCCUCUUCUCAAGUCUGCUUCCGGUUCCAAUAUCCCAGUUAUCACAGUCUCCCAUUCUGGUUCAGGGGAGGUCAACCUAUCUGGCUCACUGGACGAUGUGAGUAAGCAACGGAAACUAUCCCAAACCUCCCACUGCUCCUCUAACUUUCCAUCUACCGGCACCUCGGGCGUGGGCAGUCUUCUCUCCCCUUCUGGUGAUGAGGGGUACGAUCUUGAGUCUCCUAUUUCCCCGCUUUCCUCAAGAACCUCAAGUUUUACCGAGCACACACUGGGCGAUUUAUCAGACAUGGAGUUAAUAUCUCCUGUGGGCAGUGAUCCGGAAACGAUAACGUCCCUUCAAGGCAGUAGCCCACCCCCCCAAGACGAGGGGUCAUCUCCCACUGACUCUAACCAUCGAGCUAUGUCACCUGGCAAAGGAGCGCUAGGGAAGUUUAAGAGGGACAAGAAAUCUUCAGAGUUUUGGUUCAACCUCAAGAAAGCUGUUAAAGCAUGGUCGCCGUUUGCUGUCCAAUUCAAGAAAAAAUGCUACCCUUGGGUGCAGCUAGCUGGUCAUAAAGGUAACUUCAUGCCUGGUGAUGAAGCAGGCACCAUCAUGAAGAAAUCUGAUCCCAACGAACGAAAGGCCCUGCAAGAGUUAAUGAACGAUACCCUCAAACCGUUUGUACCAGAGUUCAAGAAGGUCAUUGAGAAAGAUGGCCACAUGUACGUGGAGAUGACCGACCUCCUACGUGAGUUUGAGGAGCCAGCUGUAAUGGACAUCAAGGUGGGUCUACGUACCUACCUGGAGGAGGAGCUGAGGAAGAAAGCCCUUCGAGCCGACAUGUACAACAAGAUGGUGAAGGUAGACCCUCAUGAGCCUACCGAGUCUGAGCAUGCCCAGAAGGCCAUCACUAAGCCACGCUACAUGCAAUGGCGGGAGUCCCUCUCUUCAUCCUCAACACUCGGCUUCAGGAUUGAAGGCAUUAAGACUAGUGAUGGUACUGCUCUGACAGAGUUUAAAGAGACCAAAGCAGAGGAAGAUGUUGUGAAGGCAUUGAGACUGUUUCUGGAGGAGAACCCAGCUGUCAAGGGUCCUUUUCUGAGAAGACUGCUGGAGAUCAGAGCAGGCCUGGAAAGAUCAGAAUACUUCAGAUCUCAUGAGCUGAUUGGCAGCUCACUCCUCUUUGUCUACGACAGUACGAGUAUGUGUAGUGUGCAUAUGAUCGAUUUUGGCAAGACAGUGGGCCUCCCUGACGGUGUGUCAGUGUCCCAUCGCGAACCCUGGGUGGACGGUAACCACGAGGAUGGUUAUCUACUGGGACUGGACAACCUUAUCAGAUGUUGGGAACACCUUUAGCUCUGUACUGUGUGUGUUUGUGAUGUGUUUGUGACUAUUCGACAGAUUGUUGUGUUGUGUAUUGUACCUGGUUGUUGUGUAUCUACCCAGUCUAUGGUUGUGAUUGUCCAAUCAGUGUGUUCAUUUUAGUAGUAGUUUGUGUUCCUAUGACUACCACUUUUUUAUGUUGUGCAAGCCUUUGCAAUUCAUUGAAGCACUUUACUUGACUGAUAA
Molecule: messenger RNA, 2202 nt
Organism: Halichondria panicea
Lineage: Eukaryota; Metazoa; Porifera; Demospongiae; Suberitida; Halichondriidae
Product: inositol-trisphosphate 3-kinase A-like
Exons: 8
Coding region: 205-1989 (594 amino acids)
Biological process (GO): inositol phosphate biosynthetic process
Cellular component (GO): cytoplasm; nucleus
Molecular function (GO): inositol-1,4,5-trisphosphate 3-kinase activity; inositol tetrakisphosphate kinase activity
Source: RefSeq, a predicted model, not a curated record